AUCAGCGAUGCAGCGAGUAUCAAACGACUUAGCUGGAUCACAUUUAUUUUUCUGCCAUUGAUGUUUGUCUCAAGUCUUUUCGGUAUGAAUGUGAAUUUAUUAGACGAUAACCCAGACUGGCGAUGGUAUCUGGUACUGGGAGGGGCAUCGCUACUUUUUACUGUCAUUAUGUGGGCUCUUUUCAAGUUUGUGCCUAUCGAGAGCUGGCUUGAAGCAAAGUGGCUCUCAAUCAGAAGACCACGUAAUGCACAUGUUGGCUCAAAGGUAUAACUGACUGUUUAUUGUGCGUUAAUCUCCGGCAUAUCAGUCAGCUUGAUGUAUCGAUAUCAUCUCAACGCGACAUUUACCAAGUAGACCAAAAGAGAAAUCUCUCCUGUGGUUACUGGUAUCGCU
Aspergillus eucalypticola CBS 122712 is the source of this 393-nucleotide messenger RNA. RefSeq lists its product as uncharacterized. Bases 61 to 270 code for a protein of 69 amino acids. Lineage: Eukaryota; Fungi; Ascomycota; Eurotiomycetes; Eurotiales; Aspergillaceae. The record is from RefSeq and is a predicted model, not a curated record. The transcript has 5 exons.